AAAGCAAUGCGCCCCGACGUCCAGACAAAUGCGAUACGUUCUUGAGGCUGCGUGGCUUGCAGCAUCUCCUGAAUGGAUUCUCGCGCAUCUCCAGAGAUCAACAAUACCCUAAAACCUAGCUGAAAUUUCACCAGGCAGCUCCCAACUACAUCGCGAUCCUACAAACACGACCAACACCCUUUGUUCCCCAUAGGACCUUCUUCUCACGAAUCAGUUCCCUUUUGAUACAAUACCAGUACUUGGACACCUCUUGCAUGUACUAUAACCUAUCUGCUGCUUUCUGAACAAAAUGACGGGCCCUGUUGCUUCACUCGAUGCGCCUGGAAUCAAGGCAGAAGGGGACCUACUAUAUAACAUGCGCUCAGAAGUAGCACAUCUACUAGACAGAAGGAACACCAAUUUUCCAGGCGCGCAACCUGUCAGUUUUGCUCGCAGACAUCUAGAGGCAUUGACGAAGCAAGACUACUACGUCUGCGAAAAGUCCGAUGGAAUGCGAUAUCUUCUAUACCUCACAACGGACCAUGAAGGAAGGGAAAUCCACUACCUCAUCGACCGGAAGAAUGAUUACUGGUUCAUUCCUACAGGAGCUCUGCACUUCCCCGUUCCUCGCGACCAACAAGCAUUCCAUACAAAUACCUUGAUCGAUGGAGAGUUGGUAUUCGACAAAGUGCCAGGAGGAGGAACACAACCAAAAUAUUUAGUGUUUGAUUGCAUGGUCCUCGAUGGAAAUAGUCUCAUGAACCGAACCCUCGAUAAACGGCUCGCAUACUUCAAGGAACGAAUUUUUGAUCCGUACAAACACUUGUUGGAGGAAUACCCAGAGGAGAAGCAAUACAUGCAUUUCAUCGUGGAGCUGAAGGCCAUGCAGUUUUCAUAUGCAGUAGAGAUGAUGUUCCGACAAAUCCUCCCAACACUACCUCACGGAAACGAUGGUUUGAUUUUCACAUGUCGAAUGACGGAUUACAAGCAUGGCACGGAUCAGAAUAUACUGAAAUGGAAGCCGGAACUCGAGAACUCAAUCGAUUUCAGGCUACAGUUGGAUUUCCCAAUUAGACAGCCAGAUGAGCAGGAUAGGGCUGAAGGGAUCACAAAACCAUACCUCGACUACGAUGCCAUGCCAACUUGUAAUUUGCACGUGUAUGCAGGUGAUGGGAAGGAGGAUCCAUAUUACAACACCAUGUAUCUCGACGACGAGGAAUGGGAAUCUAUGAAAGCCCGGAGAGAGCCUCUAAAUGACCGGAUUGUAGAGUGUUUCAUGGAUUCACAGAAGCGGUGGCGGUUCAUGCGGUUCCGAGACGACAAGACGAAUGCGAAUCAUACGAGUACAGUGGAUAGUGUGAUAGAAAGUAUCACGGAUAGAGUUACGGAAAAAGAUCUCAUUGCUGCGGCGAAGGGGAUUAGAGAUGAGUGGAAGAGAAGGGCUGCUGAGGAGGCGAGUAGAGAGAAGAAGGAACAAGAGAGGAAACGUGUGGCGAGUACGGGUGUUAGUAAUGGGCCGCCGCCGACGACGAAGAGGAAGGCUGAGGAACAAGGGCCUGGGAGGCCGAGUCCUGGACCGCCGGGGAAAUGAACAGAAGUGAAGUUCAACGAUUUGAGCUCGAAAUCAGAUGGAGAAAUUAUAGAAUGCAGGGGAGGGAGGAAAUCAAACUGUAUACAGUAUCACGAGGGCCUGACCCGUUGAUACUUCUUUGCGUAUUGCAGGGUUGCGGCGUUCGCUUAGCUGACCGAUCAGCUGUCUGUCUGUUCAUAAUGGGAAUUUAUCAGCGGGUGGGCAUCGUCAUUUGGCGUCUUGGGAAGAGAGAUUAAGUCCCUCACCGAAGGGCACGUGCGCGCUCAAGUCAUUUCUGGGGGACUGUUCGAAGUGGGCGGGGGCUUGGGCUUUAAAUAGGUGGUGUGCUUCGCUCCGCUCUGCUCUGCUCGGGUCUGCUUUAUGCUUCCUUUGCCAUUGGAGUAAACGACCCUAUUCAUCUAGAAGGAUGUGCUUGGGUUGGUGAGUGUAUUGCCUUUACGGAGGUGGAUGAUCGGGCGUUCCAUCGCUCCUUGUGGAGUAGCUACUCAGUCGAAUGAGAGAUGAUACCUUGUCAAAUACGUACAUUGGAUUUGCAUACCUAGAAUCACGGUGAUGUUCCAGAUGUAAAUUAUGAAGAGA
Cadophora gregata is the source of this 2149-nucleotide messenger RNA. It is a transcript of the gene CEG1, whose product is annotated as Dcp1p-Dcp2p decapping enzyme complex alpha subunit. Lineage: Eukaryota; Fungi; Ascomycota; Leotiomycetes; Helotiales; Ploettnerulaceae. Gene Ontology annotation, molecular function: ATP binding; mRNA guanylyltransferase activity. The record is from RefSeq and is a predicted model, not a curated record. Gene Ontology annotation, biological process: 7-methylguanosine mRNA capping. The coding region runs from base 290 to 1570 and encodes 426 amino acids. The transcript has 2 exons. Gene Ontology annotation, cellular component: mRNA capping enzyme complex.